Rhodotorula graminis WP1 is the source of this 2031-nucleotide messenger RNA. RefSeq lists its product as uncharacterized. NCBI's taxonomy places the organism in Eukaryota, Fungi, Basidiomycota, Microbotryomycetes, Sporidiobolales, Sporidiobolaceae. The record is from RefSeq and is a predicted model, not a curated record. The coding region runs from base 1 to 2031 and encodes 676 amino acids. The transcript has 12 exons.
AUGGCCUCGCAUCAGCUGCGAGCGACAACCGACGCUACCCGCGACACUGCCGACACGGUCGCUCGCCCUGAGCGCGAGCGCGACGACCACGAGCAGGAGGACGCCGGCUCGAGCAACAGCCUCUCGCAGGCGGGCAAGCGCGGCAAGGACGACGGCGACAAGGACAACACGCAGGCGCAAGACGACGACGAGCAGGACGCGCAGCCUGCCGCCAAGAAGCGCCGCACCACCUCAAGCACGACCAAGGUCAAGGGCACCGCAAGGGUCAAGGGCAAGAAGGGCAAGCUGUCGGCGUUCCUCGCCAUGCCGCUCGACCUCCUCGUCGAGGUCGCUCAGCACACCGACCCGCCGACCCUCCUCGCCAUGUCGCGCACCAACAAGCUUAUGCACAACCUGUUCGCCCGUCGUUCGGCCGCCCCGAUCUGGGCCGCCGUCCGCCGCAACGUCGACUUUCCCGAGCUCGAGGCGUCCGACCUCUCCGAGAUGCAGCUCGCGUCGCUCGUGUUCGACCGCAACUGCCACCUGUGCGGCCGCGGUCGGGCCGUCAUCGUCGACUAUGCGCUCCGGAUCCGCUGGUGUAAGCCCUGCGAGCGCGCCAACCUCGUGCGCAAAGGCGACCUGCGGCUUCAGGAACCCGCCGUCCACGUCCACAAGCUCGCGCUCGCCUGCAGCUUCUUCACCUUGCAUUCGGGCAAGAGCCACAGUGCCACAAUCGACCACCAUUACUGCCUGCCGCAACUGCGCGCUGCGAGUGACUGCCUCGACAUCCCCCGGCGCACACGCCGGCCCGAGGACGAGAUCUUGAACGCCGACCCGACCUCGCACGACCUCGUCGGGAAACACGUCGUCGACCGCGUGCGCCUCGUCAAGCUCGUGCAGGAGGACGCUGCAACACUCGCCGAGUGGGACGGCGCGACGCCGUCGGCUCGCGAGGAGGCGUACGCCGCCGCGCACGCCCUGCGCAACCGCAAAGCCCUCGUCAAGCAGAAGCUCCUCUCCAUGGGUUUCGCCGACGCCGACAUCGCCCUCAGCUCCAACUGGAACGUUCUGUUGCCGACUAUCAUCAUCGACGCCGAUCGCCGCCGUGCUGCGCGCCUCGACCUCGAGCGCGUUUCGCGGAUCUGGCGUCGUCACGACGCGCUCAAGCUCCGUUACUCGAUCAUGCGCUCGACCGGCGAUGACGAGCCCGGCCUGUCGUUCCCGUCCUGGUCCAACUUUCGCCUCCUGCCGAGCGUCGAGAGCCUGUGGGUGCCCGAGGGCGACGUCGUCUCGGACGAGCAGUGGCAGGCCGCCCUCCCGUCCAUCCUCGUCGACCUUGUCACUGCGCGCAGGGUGCUCAAGCUCAAGAAACCCGAGGCGCCGCUCAAGCCGACGGGCGCCCUGUUCUUCGAGGCCGACCUCGGCAGCUUUGACCGGCGCCGCCAGCUGUACAGCCGCAUGUACAUGUACGGUCCUGUUGGCUUCCUCGACUUUGGCGACACGGCCGACGGCGUCGACGAGGCCGAGCUCGACGCGCUCCUCUCGCAGGCGGUCGCCACGUUCAUCGGCAUCAGCUCGGGCGUGCGGGCGACCCUCGUCCCGUACUCCGACAUCGUGCCCAUGCUCGACAAGUACUGCGGGUCGGGUGGAUACACUAGCUUCGACGGCCUCUUCCAAGCGCCGUCGGUCCGACUCGUGCAGGAGCAGCUCGCCGUGCUCAAGCGCGCCGGCCUGCCCAACCACCGGUCGAGUAUCGCCAAGCUCGAGGAGCUCGGCCCCGUCUUUGAGUGUCACGGUUGUGACGCUGCGCUCCCGAGAUCCGCGAGGAGGUCCCACCUUCGCGUGGUCGUCAAAAGCACUUCCUUGUCCUGGAGCGAGAUGGUCUAUCACGCCUGCACGGCCCACUACGACCUCUACGCGUCCGACGGCGUCCACACGCUAGCUGCCACGCCCGCGAUCCGCCUCUCGACCUCAACCGACUCGCCUCCAUCGUCCUCUCCUUCCCUCCCCUCGACGACAAUGACCGCCACCGCCGACGCCCCCGUCGCUUAA